Molecule: messenger RNA, 1049 nt
Organism: Gavialis gangeticus (Gharial)
Lineage: Eukaryota; Metazoa; Chordata; Crocodylia; Gavialidae
Gene: METTL21A
Product: methyltransferase like 21A
Exons: 4
Coding region: 36-692 (218 amino acids)
Biological process (GO): peptidyl-lysine methylation
Cellular component (GO): cytosol; cytoplasm
Molecular function (GO): protein-lysine N-methyltransferase activity
Source: RefSeq, a predicted model, not a curated record
CUUGUGGAGGCGCCGGCGUGUCAGAGGGUUUUAAAAUGGCUUUGAUUCCCUAUGAUGAAAAUGCUGUUUGGGGAUUGCAGAAGUUGCAUAAAUCAGCAUCUACUUACCAUUUUGCCAACCACACAAUUGAAAUCAAACAAAACUGGAAACAACUGGGUGUAGCAGCAGUAGUAUGGGAUGCGGCUGUAGUCCUGUGUUCUUAUCUGGAGACAGGAGCUAUUGGUCUCCGAGAGCGCUCAGUGAUUGAGCUAGGAGCAGGGACUGGAUUACUGGGAAUAGUGGCCACACUCUUGGGUGCUCAUGUCACCAUCACAGACAGGGCAGCAGCCCUGGAAUUUCUUGAGUCAAACGUUCAGGCUAACUUACCCUCUGAACACCAGUCAAGAGCUGUGGUAAAGGAACUGACUUGGGGAAGGAACUUGGAGAAUUUCUCUCCAGGAAAAUUUGACUUUAUCUUGGGUGCAGAUAUCAUUUAUCUGGAAGAAACAUUUGUGGAUCUGCUUGAGACACUAGAGCAUCUUUGCUCAGAACACACCACGAUUUUGCUUUCAUGCCGGAUUCGUUAUGAACGGGAUCAGAAUUUCCUGAAGAUGCUGAAGGGACAUUUCUCUGUACAUGAAGUCCACUAUGACACUAGUAAAGAUGUACAUAUAUUCAAAGCACAGAGAAGUUUUCAUAAAGAAGACCUUUGACUGUGUAUGUUAGUAUUAGAAUCAAACAGUAGCUGGUGUCCAGCUACCAUUAUUUCUAUUUGUACCAAAAAGCAUAAUUUUAAAAGUAUCUAGCUAGCUUCAUGUACCACAAUGUACUGCAUCUAUCUGCUGGCAUACCUGACCAUCCCUGUAGUCUGGGGUAGCAUACUUUCACACUUUUCACUGUUGUCAAAAUUCAAAAAGGUAAUUCUUAGAGCUGGUUUAAAAUUUUUAACUGGAAAAUAUCUCCAAGCAAAAAUGAGAUGUAGUUGAAAACAUGUUUUGCAGGAAUAGCUUUGAUUUUUUUUUUGUUCAUGUAAUUUUUAGUACCUGUAAAUUAAAUAAUGAUUAUUCUCA